Camarhynchus parvulus is the source of this 1230-nucleotide messenger RNA. Its product is annotated as hydroperoxide isomerase ALOXE3-like. Gene Ontology annotation, biological process: lipid oxidation; linoleic acid metabolic process. The transcript is spliced from 10 exons. Gene Ontology annotation, molecular function: iron ion binding; oxidoreductase activity, acting on single donors with incorporation of molecular oxygen, incorporation of two atoms of oxygen. The coding region runs from base 1 to 1230 and encodes 409 amino acids. NCBI's taxonomy places the organism in Eukaryota, Metazoa, Chordata, Aves, Passeriformes, Thraupidae. The record is from RefSeq and is a predicted model, not a curated record.
AUGGAGGCCACGGUGUCCCCGAGCCUGGGCACGGGCACGUCCCUGAGACAGGAGAUGGAGGCCGGGCGCCUCUUCCUGGCCGACUACGCGCUGCUCGAGGGGCUCCCCACGGGCACCAUCGGGGGGCGCCCCCAGUUCGUGGCCGCGCCCCUGUGCCUGCUCUGGCUCAGCCCCCGCGGCCGCCUGCUGCCCGUGGCCAUCCAGCUGUCCCAGCGCCCCGGGCCGGGCUCCCCGAUCUUCGUCCCGGGCGGCCCCGGGUGGGCUCUGGUCAAGCUGUGGGUGCGGGGCGCGCACUUCGUGCUGCAUGAGAUGGUGCCGCACCUGCUGCACGGCCACUUCCUGUGCGAGGCCUUCGCCGUGGCCACGCAGCGCCUGCCGGCCGCGCACCCUGUGCACCAGCUGCUCCUCCCCCACGUGCGUUUCACCUUCCACAUCAACAUCCUGGCCCGGGAGACGCUGCUGAACCCCGGGGGCAUCAUCGACCAGGCCACCUCGGUGGGCCGCGAGGGGACGCUGGCGCUGGUGGCCCGCGCGACGGCGGCGCUGACGUUCAGCGAGCUCUGUGUCCCCGACGACGUGGCCGAACGCGGCGUUGGGGACAUCCCCGGCUACCACUACAGGGACGACGCCAUGGACAUCUGGGGCGCCAUCCGCUGCUACGUGGAGGGGAUCGUGGCGCUCUUCUACGCCGCGGACGAGGAGGUGGCCGAGGAUGAGGAGCUGCAGGAGUGGGUGGGCGAGAUCUUCACCUACGGCGUCCUGGGCAACGAGAAGAGCGGGUUCCCGUCCAAGCUCUGCAGCCGCCCCGAGCUGGUCAAGUUCCUGACCAUGAUCAUCUUCUGCUGCUCCGCCCGGCACGCGGCCGUCAACAGCGGCCAGUACGACUACGCCGCCUGGAUGCCCAACACGCCGGGCACGCUGCAGCGGCCGCCGCCGGCCAGCGCGGCCGAGGCCACCGAGGAGCUGCUGGUGGCCACGCUGCCGUCCCCCGAGGCCACCGGCGCCCUGCUGGCCCUGCUGAGCGUGGUCAGCUACGAGGGGGGAGAGCCGCGCCCCCUGGGCUCCCGCUCCCAGGACCUGCUCUCGGGCGCCGCCCCGCGCUCCCUGCUGGCCGCGUUCCGCGCGCGCCUGGCCGAGAUCUCGGAGCGGAUCCGGGCCCGGAACGCGGAGCUGGAGCUGCCCUACCCCUACCUGGAGCCCACCUGCGUCACCGAGAGCAUCUCCAUCUGA